Laetiporus sulphureus 93-53 is the source of this 1197-nucleotide messenger RNA. RefSeq lists its product as uncharacterized. The coding region runs from base 188 to 997 and encodes 269 amino acids. Lineage: Eukaryota; Fungi; Basidiomycota; Agaricomycetes; Polyporales; Laetiporaceae. The record is from RefSeq and is a predicted model, not a curated record. The transcript has a single exon.
GCUCCUGAGGAAUGCACCAGUCCGAUUGCGAUGAUGCGAUACGUCAUGCAUUCAUGUCUCGAUCGGUUGUAAUGUGGCACGGUGCCACAGAGGGCGUCCAUUCUUUGCAUAAAUAGGUUCGUACUCUUCCAACAAGCCGCCCUCGUCUUGUCGCCACAUCCUGCACUCCACACACACCCAUCCAAGGAUGUCACUCGUUCUUCCUCCUGCAGCAUUCGUGAGGGAUUCAUUUCACAGCGAACGAGUAUGCCCGCCUUCGACGCUUCUGGAUGAGAAGUUGUCCCCUUCACCCACUGACGAGAAGAGCACGUCCCCCGCACCACCACUCUAUCUCGCCACCUCUCGCGACUGCGCAUCACUAUCCUCCCUCUCCACGACCACGACCGUGUUCCUCCUACCGCCACCUAGCGCCACCAAAGCAUCCGGUCGGACUACGCAACAAAGAGUCGUUUCUGCAAUAGACCACCUUUCAUCUGCAUUCAGAUGCAUCGGCACUGUUCUCUUCGUCAUAACUUUCUUUAGCGUGCACACGACGCUAUACAUGAUGCGCUAUGCAGCGCCAGCUACAGUGUGGUCCUUGAUUUGCGGUUACUUCGGCUGGACAUCAUUGAUUCAAGUGGAUGGCGCGGACACAGGAACAACCUCACACUCCGGCGUCGCGGCGGCCAGUGCGCUCGGUGGUACAAUUCUCGGAGCGGCGAUCGGGCUGUGGGUCGCUUUGAGGUCUCUGCCGCGCGAGGGAGAGGAGACUGAAGAAAGCACGGAACGCGAGGAUUCAGAUAUCCGAGGUCCCAGGAGAAAUCAUAAGGGCUGGAAAAGGUUUUGGCUAGGUAUAAUCUUCGGUCUGUGUGGCCAAUCCGUGGGCGCGGCCACCUUGCAUGGCAGAGCGGGAGUUCCGAGCACUUUGCGUGCUAUUCAGGCGAGUGCAGUUGGAGAAGCCGCUCUCCUUCCAGCAGUAUUUUUAACGGUGUUAUUAUCGUGGCUUUGGCGCAUCUGAACUGAUCGUCAUCGCGGUGACUCAGCCAGCGGCUACUGUAGGAUCGAUUUAAACUCACCAUAAUACCCCGGCCGUUAUGCCAUACCUAAAGACAACCCUUGUGAUAAUACAUCUAUGUUUAUAUUAGUCGCCAAUCGGUACUCGUUCCACAGAAGAACACUGCAGAGACCGAAUUAACCGAGGUCGACGCGACCAGCACC